AUGGAUCCUUCAACACCUCGCAUUGCAAUGCAACCCAUUCGUCCGCUACCUCCAAUGUUACCAGCACAGACUCCCGAUUAUCAGUCUCCAACAUCCCAAGUCGAAUCUCCUUCUACUCUUCCUCCACCACCUCCACAGCAACUACAACAACCACAACAACCAUCCUCGUCACCCAACAAGAGCCGACCUACUAAGCGACAAAAGGUCUCACUCGCUUGUCAAGAAUGCCGUGAUAGGAAGAUCAAAUGUGAUGGUGCUCGUCCAACUUGUGGUCCAUGCCUCAAAAAGAAAAAGCCUGAAGGGACUUGUGUAUAUGAGCCUGAACGUGCAAGACGAGGUGUCAAAAGCCAGUAUGUUCAAUUACUAGAGAACAAGGUUCGAGAAUUGGAAAAUGCAAUGAGACAAGAUAAGGGUGGAUCUCUUUCGGUUGAGAAGAAUCCUAGUCUCUCCAUCAACAAUUUGACGUCUCCAAGCAACCCACCAACCCCGCUACCACCCACGCCCACACAACAUGAGCAGCAAACAUCAUCAAUGCCACCUGAUUCUACUUCACAUCAGGAUAUCUUACUUGAUGGCAGCAUCACACUUCAUCCAGCAACCUCCUUGCCCAAUGAUUUGAAUCCUACUAUACGCAAUAGUGCACCAGAAAGUAAUGUCCGUGGCAGCUAUACAAGCGAACAAUGGAAUUCACCAUCAGUGACAGCACCUUCACCACCACAAUCACAAUCUUUAUUACGAGAUACACCUGAAGUGGAUGCAAUGGGUGCCUUCACAGGCUCUUUUGAAAGAAGCGACAAUAAUGAUGGAGAUGGGAAUCGACAAGGAUACUUCGGCUCAUCAAGUGCAAUGAGCUUCAUGCGACAAGUACGUGAAGUGAUUGAUAAAAAGACGACAUCCUCGCCUGACGAUCAUCAUGAACAACAUCGACGACAUUCCAGGCAGUAUUCAUUAAGCUCCAAAUCAUCUCGCAAUACAUCUUCAGCCGAUGGCGCCGGGAAUCAUGCACCUGCAAGAAGCUAUUCUAUAUGUCACGAUUACGUUUUGCCACCACGUAAAGUCGCCGACAGCUUGGUCAAGAGCUAUUGGACAUACGUUCAUACGCUUUAUCCCUUUUUACAUAAGCCGUCAUUCAUGAGAACGUAUUCAAGGCUGUGGGAAUGUUCCGAAGAUGGUGUAUCCGAUCGAGACACUGGCUUUGAAUAUGAAUCGGAAUCGGAUCCACUAUUUCAAUGUAUUCUCAACCUUGUAUUUGCAUUGGGAUGUCAACUCUCUCCUGAAAUCGGUGAAACGGAACGUGAAUCUUCAGCUGAUGUAUUCUUUCAACGAUCCAAGAAAUUGCUUCAUUUUGACAUCCUGGACGAAGGAAACAUGAAGGUUGUUCAAGCACUAUUACUCAUGGGUCAAUACCUUCAAUGCACAAAGAUGCCAGCACGAUGUUGGAUUGUGGUGGGACUAGCAACACGUGUUGCUCAAGGAUUGGGGUUACACCGAGACCUGCAUGAAUGCGAUCGUGGAACGAGUCGAGGUCAUUCACAACAACUUGAAUCACAAAUGCGAAAGCGUCUUUGGGGUGGAUGCAUCGUUCUUGAUAGAGUCAUCUCCAUGGCUUAUGGACGACCUUUCAUGAUACCAGUUACCCAAGAUCUCAACCUUCCUCAAGUGAUCGAUGAUGAACUUCUCACUUCUUAUCCGGAUACGCCAGCCGAACAGCCUCACGACAAGCCGAGCCACAUGUCCUUUUUUGUACAUACGUUGGAACUAUAUGAGAUCAUGGGUGAAAUCUUGACAACAUUGUACUCAAAUAGUACAAAACGCUCUUCAGGAGAAGGAAGUGCUUCUGAUCGAGCAGCUAAUCUGAAUGGUGUGAUAAAGUUUGAAAUGGCAUUACAAUCAUGGGAGCGGGCUCUUCCAUGGUUUCUUCGAUUAAGGACCUAUACCAAGGAUGCGAUCUACGGCUCACUAAACCCUGACAUCAUACAUGACCGCAUUUUGAUACGACAAAACAACGUAUUACGAGCAAGAUAUCUACACACAUGCAUCUUGCUGUAUCGGCCUGUAUUUGCAUACUUUUUUGCAUCCGAAGAAUCGAAUCAUUCGGGAGAUGAUAGUGGCUUGCAAAAGUCGCUCUUUUUGCAAAGUUCAACAACGUGUGUCAAUGCAGCUCAAGAACUCGUUGAUGUGAUCCAUCGUAACAUACGCGAACUAUUACCAGCAUGGUGGUACAACAUGUUUUAUCUGUACACCUCAGCUACAGUGCUGUUGAUGGCAAGGUUGUUCCCCACAAUCAAGCAAGCGAUUGGUGAAGAUCACCUAAUCAAAAGCUGGACAAGAUGUCUCGAGUGCCUUUCCCAAUAUCAAUCAUACAGCGGAUCAGCGCAAUGCUGCUAUCAAUCUUUAAGUGAAUUGGACAAGAUGGCUUUUCAGAGCCCUGAUGAUGAUCAAGCCAACAAGGGGAUGUCAAGUAUUCAAAUACUGGGAACCUUGCCUGGAAACAUCACCACAACAACUGAAUCUAAUGACACCAUACGACGUGAAAAUGAGUUGACAAUCAAUCAAUCUGAUCCUGCAACGGUAACACAAGAACAAACCAAUGGCUGGGACUUUGGAUUGCAAGACAUGUCUUGGCUUGGGCGUUUACCUGUUUACACUGAUCUCGAGCCUGGAUUGCAGUUUAAUCAAUGGAUGGGUCGGUUCUGCACAGAUGUAAAUAACUUAUUUUAG
Messenger RNA from Lichtheimia ornata, 2721 nucleotides. RefSeq lists its product as uncharacterized. Gene Ontology annotation, biological process: DNA-templated transcription; positive regulation of transcription from RNA polymerase II promoter by galactose. The coding region runs from base 1 to 2721 and encodes 906 amino acids. Gene Ontology annotation, molecular function: RNA polymerase II cis-regulatory region sequence-specific DNA binding; zinc ion binding; DNA-binding transcription factor activity, RNA polymerase II-specific. The record is from RefSeq and is a predicted model, not a curated record. The transcript has 9 exons. Gene Ontology annotation, cellular component: nucleus. NCBI's taxonomy places the organism in Eukaryota, Fungi, Mucoromycota, Mucoromycetes, Mucorales, Lichtheimiaceae.